This is a messenger RNA of Brenthis ino (lesser marbled fritillary), 531 nucleotides long. The record is from the annotation of a GenBank genome assembly. NCBI's taxonomy places the organism in Eukaryota, Metazoa, Arthropoda, Insecta, Lepidoptera, Nymphalidae.
AUGAAAAAUGUGCUUAAUAAAUUCCUUUCAAUUAUUUAUGUUUAUUUGUUACAGAUAGCUUUCUUAUUUCAUACAACUGGAGCGUUGCGAAGUUGUAAAAACUUUAAUAUCUACUUAAGUGGAAUUGAUGAAACACCCAUCGAUACAUUGAACCAAAGCAGUUGCGAUCUCCUAAAAGAUUUAGCAAAUGAAUGUGGCUCCGUAACACUUGAAAUAGAAUUAGAUGAAUUCGUGUCAAAAUAUUACGAAGAGAAUUACGAUAUUUCUAUACAAACAAUUCAAACAAACAUAACACUUAUCAAUACAGAUAUUUUCAAUAAUAGUACUAUUGUAGGAGGUUCUGAAAAAUCUGAUACGAACCUACCUGUAGUGGUCCUGGUUACUUUGGCGUCUGUUGCCUCAGGCGGUGUUAUCUCAUAUUUUCUCGCGGAAAAAAUUAAAACAAUGCUUCAAUCUGGAUCAUACUGCUCUACAAGCAACAAUUACACAACGAUAUCAACAGAAAUAUUUAAACUGCGUAAAAAGUGUGGC